AUGUCUUACAUUUUGGAAAUCGAGUGCUGUGUUCAAAACUGGGUCCAAGCGUACAUUAACAGUAUUGAAGAUGAAUUAAGUAAGCAAAAUAGAAUUGGAUUUGUCAUUCAAUUAUUCUCGAAGCAUAUAAUCCAAUUUUUAAAAGCCACUGAUCAACCAAUACAAUGCGAUACUUCACUUCAAUCGGAACUCCAUCGAGAUGAAAGCAAAACAAAAGAAGACAAAGAUCAUGCAAGAUCCUACAUUCUCGAUUGUUUCAAAUGGGAAACUGAUUUUGAAGAACUUUCCUCAAACGUUGUGAUCCAUGAAUGCUUUAAGAAAUUGACUUUGAAUAAAAUUAACAAACCAAAUGCAAACAUUUUGUCAUAUUCUUCAAUAAGCUCAGAAGUUGAUCGCAUUUUAAAAGCUAAAAAGGGUUUUCAAGUAUCAAGUAUUUUAAGUCAUUCAAUCAGCCCAAUAAAUUCAAAUUCUGCCGCCUCCAAAUUCAUUGAUCAAAUGCAAUAUGGCAAAAAUGAGAACAACUUAAUUGAAUUUGAUGACCUAACUCAAUUUGUAUUUCAUUUUUAUUCAACUGUGGUUGAAGCUAGUAGUAUCAAAGAAACAUAUAGCAUUCGGAGCUUAUCAGAAAACCUCAAGAAGUCAACUAUGGAAGAUCAUGAUAAAUCAUUUACCUCAAAAAGAACACUUAGUGGUUCAAUCAUAAACAAUGAAACCAAAUUUUCUACUGAAGUGACUCAAGCAAUUUCAAAUUUAGAUUUUUUACCUUCACUCAAUGUUCACUUAUUACCUUCUGAUACAUUACUUAAUGAAUGGGAAAAUAUAAUUUUGGGUGCGAAAUUUAAAACGUCAAUAUUAAAUUGUUGCAAAAAUCCACAAUUACUAACUAAUUUGAACUUGGAAAGUAACAACUUUCUUGUAUUUGAAGGUAAGCCUGGAACAGGAAAAACAUCUUUGGCUAAAGCAGUUUUUCAAAAAUUAUCAAUUUCAAACCGAUCAUUGCUUGACAAUCAACCAAGUAUUUUUGUAGAGUUUUCAACAGGUGAUGUAUUUUCAAAAUAUUUCGGUGAGUCACCCAAAAAUUUACUGUCGACAUUAUCAUUAAUAGAAGAAAUAUUACUGAGUUUUCCUAAAUUACAUAUUUACUUACUUAUCGAUGAAUUAGAAACGAUUGGAACCGCCAGAUCGAGCAUUAUAAAAAAUAAUGAAAUGACUGAUGGUGUAAGAAUCGUUAAUAUCUUCAUAACUUAUCUUGAUAGAUUAAGAAAGUUUCCAAAUUUAAUAACAAUUGCAACAACGAAUUUAAUUGAUAACCUUGAUCCAGCGAUUAUAGAUAGAGCUACUAGGACCUUUAAAUUUGAUGCACCAAACAUUCCUGAGAUCAAAAAAAUUAUUAAAUUAAAUCUUGAAAAAAUCAAAACAACCGAUGAAAACUUAGAUGAAAAUGAUCUUGAAUCGUCGCUUCAAAAACUUGCAGCUUUUUGCUAUGUAUGUACUGAAUGUAUCCAAAUUUAG
This is a messenger RNA of Lodderomyces pseudojiufengensis, 1512 nucleotides long. RefSeq lists its product as uncharacterized. Gene Ontology annotation, molecular function: ATP hydrolysis activity; ATP binding. The record is from RefSeq and is a predicted model, not a curated record. Gene Ontology annotation, cellular component: nucleus; chromosome. Bases 1 to 1512 code for a protein of 503 amino acids. The transcript has a single exon. Gene Ontology annotation, biological process: meiotic recombination checkpoint signaling; reciprocal meiotic recombination. NCBI's taxonomy places the organism in Eukaryota, Fungi, Ascomycota, Pichiomycetes, Serinales, Debaryomycetaceae.